CACCAUCGCUACAUUCACUACCUUUCACUGCCAUUCUCUGCAAGUUUUGAUCAGUCGCUAAUUAAUCGCACUGACUGCAUUGCUAAUCUCUCUGUUAUGCAAUUAAUUUCCACUCGAAAUUGAUUUAUUGAUUUAUGGCUCUUCCUAAAUCAAACCCUAGGGUUUCAGCGUCCAUGAAGAUGAAAAGGGUCUCUGAUGCUUUGAAGCCUCAGAAAACAGCCAUGGCCAAGAGAGGCUCCACUCUGAAGAAUAAGGCCGGCCGACUCUCGAAGCUGUGCGAUAUUGCCGUUUACAUGAUCGCUGUUGGUGCCGACGGCAAGAUCAACGCUUGGCCGGAAAACCAACAAGAUUUGAAAUCAGUUCUACUCAAGUACAAAAAUCUGAAGAGGGGUUUCAAAGAUGGAAUUGAAAAGGGUCUGUUCUCCGUCGAAAAGGGUUUCUUGGAAAUUGUUGAUGAUCGAGAAAAUCGGGAUUUGGGUAUUCAAGAUAAUUGCUUGGGGGCUAAGUUGGAGUCUUUGAAUGAGAGGAUCGGAGCUGUGACGAUGAAGAUGAUGAGGGAUGACGGUAAGUGCAGUUUCAUGGACUUGUACAAGAAUAUCAUGGAACCAGAUGCAGCAGAUCAACAACAACUAUCAUCUCUUAAUCUUAAUUUGAAUCUUGAUCCAACUGAUCUCGUCGUACCCACACCCAAACCCAAUUUAAUUGGUGAGAUUAAUUUGAAUCUUGAUCCAGAAGAACCACAAGAGCAGCCGCAGCCGCAACCACCUUCUGUGCCAAGUGUGGAAAUUAGUGAUGAUGAUAUGAAGUUGCUAUUGAGUGAUUGUGAGAUUGGUUUGAUGGAAGAUGAUAUGCAGUUUUGUGAUAAUCUUGAUGAUUAUGAGCCAACUGUGGAUACUAUUUAUGAUUUUCUCAGUUGGGUAUUGGGUGAUGAAGAUCAAAAUGAUAAUGGUGCAAUGGAAGAUGAUGUGCAACCUCAGAGUACUAAUCAUAUUACUGAUGAUGAGCAUGAUGACAUUAGGUUGCUGUUGACUGAUUGUGAGAUUGGUUUGAUGCAAGAAGAUUUGCAAUUCUGUGACAAUGACUUGAGUGAUUUUUUGGGGGCGCCUCUUGAAACCAUGUUGCUACAAGACCCACAACAUCACCCUCAUUCCGAGUUAAAUCUUAAUUUCUAGUCUUCAUCUGUAAUUUUAUGUUUUUCAGUAGCUUAGGUCAAAAUCUGUUGUUUUUCUGUUUGGUUGAUUGGAUGGCCAUCUCAGUAUCAAUCCUUAUCAACCAAAAUCUGAUGUAUAUUCUGCAAUAGUUUGGCACUUAAUGAAGACCAGAUUAUAGAAUUCAA
Messenger RNA from Prunus dulcis (almond), 1336 nucleotides. RefSeq lists its product as uncharacterized. The record is from RefSeq and is a predicted model, not a curated record. The transcript has 2 exons. Bases 135 to 1172 code for a protein of 345 amino acids. NCBI's taxonomy places the organism in Eukaryota, Viridiplantae, Streptophyta, Magnoliopsida, Rosales, Rosaceae. Gene Ontology annotation, molecular function: protein dimerization activity; DNA binding.